GGAUACUGAUAGAGCUACUUUGGCCAUUGGUAAUCUUCAUUAUUCUUGCAGCAGUCAGACGGGACGAACCACCAGAGUUCAGACAUGAAUGUCAUUUUUCCGCCAAAGCAAUGCCAUCGGCCGGCAUGGUACCUUUCCUUCAGUCUCUCAUGUGUGAUACUCUAAACUCAUGCCGAAAAGAGGAGUUGGAAAGUGAUGUCCCAGGGAAGGUCAAUGACUUCUCACAAGCAAAGUUAUCAAUUCUUAUAGAAGACAUUGAGAAGAUUCUAGGAAACAAGACGUUUGUAGAUGAUGUAGAGAAGAUUCUGAUCCAGCUAGGGGAUCUGGAGCGCCAGGGAGACUGGUGGAAUAGGGGCAAUAACUGGUGGGAACAGGCACAGGGGCAAAUAAACACUAGCGGCCCUUCAUUACCAGAUGUUUCAUCUUUAAGUGGUUUAAUAGACGACCCAGAUGCGGUGCGUAGAUACCUCAAGAGCCAAGUGGGUCUGUCACCCGAUGUUGUCGAUGCCAUCCUCAACUCGAAACCAACCCCUGCUGAGCUCUUUGCAUUGACUGAUCCAACCACCCUGUCACUGGCAUGUGAAUUUGGGACGCUUGGAGACCUAUUUGGUAUUGAGGAUCCAGAGCUACGAGCGAAGACCACUGAAGAACUAUGUGCCCUGACCAGGGAGCAGUAUACAGAAAUUGCUCAAGAACUCCUCACGCACAUAGACCCCUCAGCAGUUGCAGCACUGACGGGUUCUUCAUCAAAUAGUACUUCUACAGGAUCUGUCACACUGUCCGAUAUUUUGACGGACCCUGCAGCUUUCGAAGAACUUUUAAACAAUGACCUGGGGAUUAAUCCUAAUGUGACUGAGGAGCUGAUCAACACCCCUAUUAAUCCUCGAGAGCUUCAACUGUUGCUUCAAGGCAGUGGAAUGCAUGAUACUGUAUGCAACGAGACUGCUCUAGGUGAGAUCAUCCAACCUCAGAACCCUGAGGAUCUGGAUGAUAUCAGCAAAGUCCUUUGUAACCUGACCAGUAGCCAACUGGAUGAGUUCUCGAAGGAUCUCUGGCAGUCAUUGGACAAACAGAAAUUUAUUGAUUGGGCCAGGAAUAAUUCAGAUAUACCAUCUAAUGUUUAUGAUGACAUCAGACAAAUCAUGCAAGAGAUUCGAGAGCUGGAGAGUUUCAAGAACCUGACCUCAGAGAUUGAGGAUAUCCUCAAGAACAACGACACGGGCAAGCUCAUCUGCGGAGACCUGCCCUUCCUGGGCUUCAGUGUGCCGAGUUUUGAACAGGACGCCCAGGAGCCCCCACCGCCCCCAGCAGGACCAGGAGAAGCCCUGGAGCCUGUGGAUGCCCUGGAGCCGGAGGAGUCCGUAGAUCCAGUAGAUCCCCCGACGUUCCCUCCCAUAUCCGAUGAUCUGGGGAACAGAGAUGACAAUGAUACUAUCCCAGGUACGGAGCGAUGUCCUUGGCUUGUCGAUCUCCUACAAACAGGCUCAGGGAACACCAAACAGACAGAGUACAUCCUAUCACUCUUCCUACCUCUCAUCCAAGGCUACAUCUUCUACACACCCAACACGACUGCAACCAGGCAGAUCAUGGAAAAGGCUGAUGAGAUGUUCAACAGUUUGAGAGAUAUGAAAGAUUUAGCAGAGAAAUGGACGGAAGUAUCACCUUGUAUCAGAGCUUUCGUUGAAAACCAGGACCUCCGUACCAUGGCCACCUGUUUGAACCGAUCCAGCGAGGGCCUGCCCCCUUUCCCUGACAAUCCACAAGAUCUCCUACCAGUCACGGCGCUUCCAGGGGGCAUCCCUCUACCCUCCAACUUCUCCACGGUGGUGCCUCCCACCCUCCGGAACAACUCUUUCCUACCGGACCUGUUUGGGAACAACACAGAGGAUAUUCUGAACCUCCUGGACGCCAUGGACAGCUUGGCCAACACGACACUUGUGAUUCUGAAGUGCUUUGAACUUGACAGAUUCCGUCCAUACAAGAGUGAAAUGGAUCUUGUUGACGAUGCAAAGAUUCAUAUUGAAAAUUUCACAUUCUGGGCCGGGAUUGUGUUUACUAACAUUGAUGAUGAUCCAGAUAGCAGUUACAUUCCUCCUCUGCUAGACUACAAGAUCCGCAUGGACUCUGCUUUCAGUGAAAGUACCACAAGGAUCAUGGAUGGGUACUGGACUCCAGGCCCAAGGAAGGGCAUCAGAGAUAGGAAAUACUUUGAGAGUGGAUUCAUCUUCAUCCAAGAUAUCCUGGAGCAAGCAAUCAUCAAAGUGAAGACCGGGAAAGAAGACCUCGGAGCAGGAAUGUACGUCAAGCAGUUCCCAUAUCCAUGCUAUAUCAGUGAUCUGUUCGUCCAAUCCUUAUCUGGAGUUCUGCCUCUCUUCAUGAUCAUCUCCUGGAUCUUCUCGGUGGCGAUGAUCAUCAAGGGUGUCGUCUACGAGAAGGAGAGACGUCUCAAGGAGGUGAUGAAGGUGAUGGGGCUUAGCAACGGGGUUCACUGGCUGGCGUGGUUCAUCGAUAGCUUCCUUGUUAUGUUCACCAGCUGUGUGCUCCUGGUGCUGGUUUUGAAGUAUGGAGCGAUCAUCACCUACUCUGAUGGAGGGAUCGUCCUCCUCUUCCUGGUCUCCUUCUGUAUCUCUACCAUCAUGCUGUGUUUCCUCAUCAGCGUGUUCUUCUCCAAGGCCAACCUCUCGGCUGCGUGCGGAGCGGUCAUCUUCUUCCUCACCUACGUCCCUUUCACCCUGGUCAUCACCUGGGAUGCCUACUUGACCAGAGGAGCCAAGUUUGGUGUGUCUCUGCUGAACACCAUUGCCUUUGGCUACGGCUCUGUCUACCUCUCCCUGUACGAGGUCCAAGGAACAGGUGUCCAAUGGAACAACAUCAACACCAGUCCCUUGAAUGGGGAGCAUGGCUUUACGUUCAUGCAGGUCUUAGCCAUGAUGUGGUUGGAUGCGUUCAUCUAUGGGCUUUUGACGUGGUAUAUUGAAGCUGUAAAACCAGGCCAAUAUGGAAUGCCCAGACCAUUUUACUUCCCGUUCACAUACAGCUACUGGUUUGGGCAUGGUAAAUCUAAGGAUAUGGAUGGAGAGCGUAUUGAUAUGAGUCAUGCAAGGUUUAGAGGUGCACCCAACUCUGACUUUGAGGCUGAUCCUGCCCACCUACCCCUUGGUGUGGCCAUCCGUCAUCUCCUCAAGAUCUACUCUACCGGUAAGAAGCUUGCUGUAGACAACCUCAGUGUGAACUUCUAUGAAGGACAGAUCACCUCGUUCCUGGGCCACAAUGGAGCCGGCAAGACCACGACCAUGUCUAUAUUGACUGGUCUGUUCCCGCCAACGGAGGGCACGGCUUACAUCUAUGGGAGGGACAUCCGUACCAGUAUAGAUGAGAUCAGACAGAGUCUAGGAAUGUGUCCACAGCAUAACGUCUUGUUUGAUAGGUUGACUGUAGCGGAACAUCUUUGGUUCUAUGCCCGUCUCAAGGGUGCUACUGCUAAUGAUGUUGCCAUAGAGAUGGAACAGAUGUUACAGGACUUGAAUCUACCUCAUAAGAGAGAUGAAUACUCUGCCAACCUUUCAGGUGGCAUGAAAAGAAAACUGUCCAUAGCCAUUGCCUUCAUGGCUGGCUCUAAGACAGUCAUCUUAGACGAACCUACUGCUGGAGUAGAUCCGUAUGCUAGGAGAGAGAUCUGGGACCUUCUCAGCAAAUACAAGACAGGCCGAACAAUCAUCAUGUCCACGCAUCACAUGGAUGAGGCGGACAUCUUGGGAGAUCGUAUCGCUAUCAUCGCUAAGGGCAAACUGAGAUGUUGCGGAACGUCUCUGUUUCUCAAGAGUCAUUUUGGCUCUGGGUAUUACCUGGUGCUGACAAAGAAGACUGGAGAACAUGGGCUCAGUAGGAAUGUGGAUGAUGAUGUUGCACCGCUUAAUCUAAACCCUGAUGAUAAGACCGAUGGUGAUGUGAUCCAUGCCGAGAAAGCAAGCGAAGCUGGAGAUGUACCAGAUCUUGGGUAUUGCAGCGUGGCCGUCAUCACAGCCUUCAUCAAGAAGUUUGUUCCCAAGGCAACGGUGGCUGAGAACAUCGGCACCGAGAUCUCCUACCAGCUCCCUCUCUCAUCGGCUCGCAAUCAGAUGCUCUCAAAGUUAUUCAGAGAACUAGAGAUGAACAUGGAUAAACUUUACAUCAGCAGCUAUGGCCUCUCUGAUACGUCAUUAGAAGAGGUGUUCUUGGCCGUGACAGAAGAGAAUGAGAUGGUAGACAUGGAGCCAGGCUGUACCGACAUAGCAACAGAUGGAGGCAGGUUGCCACGCCCAUUCAUGGGGAGGGGUAGCAUCAGGAGGAGGCAUUAUAGAAUGCCAUCGGCAUCUUCUAUCAAUCUUAGCAUCACUGAUGAGAACCAAGGGCUGCUGGCAAAUGAUGUUACCGAUGCUGUCCACCAGGAGGCCAUGGCCCAGCCUGCCCAGACGGAACCAGCCCGGGACGUUACUCGAGACGGUGGGGAUGCUGGAGAAGAUGAUCAGAAUUCAACACCCAUGACACCAUUCCAGCGAGAAACCAUGCAAACUCAAAAAGCACCAACCGAUACCCAUAGCUCAGAGCCUCAGGGAGCCGUGGCCAGCAGUGUACCCCCAAGGGUUAAAGGUCACAGCAGGAACAAAGGCCAUGCUCGUCAGGUCAGCUUCAGUCAAAUAGAUGUACAAGCAAGUGUGAACAGCUCUCAGAGCCCAGAUAGCUCAAGCAAGGGUCCGUCAAGUGUGAAAGGUCAAACAAAGGGCAGAGGUCAUGCCCGGCAAGUGAGCUUCAGUCAACAAGAGGCUACGGUUCUAGCACCACCAGUCCAUGCCCAUGAAGUCCUAGACCUCAGCGACAAGAGGGUGACAGGACUUAAACUGAUCCAGCGACAGUUUUCAGCCCUCUUUUUCAAGCGAUUUCACCACGCCCGACGCAGCAAGAAGGGUUUCAUUGCUCAGGUCAUUCUGCCAGUCGUCUUUGUCUGUUUCUCCAUGCUGUUUGCGACCCUGAUCCCUCCCAUCCAGCAGCCAUCAGCCCUCCGUCUCGUUCCCUGGCUCUACGGCUCCAACAACUACGUCUUCUACAGCCAGGAUAAUUCCAAUAACCCAGUCUCUGCCAGGAUGGAGGAGGCCUUGGUCGAUGGACCGGGGAUCGGAGUGAGGUGCAUGCCGAACUCAGAUAUUGGUUAUCCCUGUGAGCCUCACAGAGCCACAGAAUGGGGGAAGCCCCACAAGCCGGCCUUCCCAGACUACCUGUAUGAUGACUACCUAUCCAGGAAUCUCUCCUGUGACUGUGAUAGAGGUUUCCAAUCAUGCGAUGUAGGAGCCGAGGGACCACCCCCGCCGACCAGAAUGGAAGCUUCCACCGACUUCCUCCAGAACAUGACCAGUGUGAAUGUCAGCCACUAUCUGGUCAAGACCAUGGAAGAUUUCAUUCUGAAUAGAUUUGGUGGGAUGAGUUUUAUCGAGGACAAUGAGGAUGCGCUCCUAUCCAUCAAUCAGAGCCGUCAGUUGAUCGGAGAAUGGAUGAGAGGAAAUGUUUCUUCUACACCAGGCGAGGGCAGUCCAAACAGGGAGUUCUUGCCUUCAGGGGAUACUAUCAGAGAGGUUUAUGAAGUCCUCAGUUCUCUUACUACACCUUCAAAUGUCAAGGUUUGGUGGGAUAAUAACGGAUGGCAUGCUCUGCCUAUCUUCAUGAACGUGAUGAACAACCUGCUCCUACGAGCUCACGUUGAUUCAGCUAACAGCAGCCUAUACCAUGGGAUGACGGUUACUAACCAUCCUAUCAAUUUCACCAGCAGCCAGAUAGAUGAAGAGAUCAGGUCCAAAUCAUCAGUCAACUUGGCAGUGGCCAUGUUUGUCAUGUUUGCGCUAGCCUUUGUUCCAGCCAGCUUUGUUGUAUUCCUGAUCAGUGAGCGUACUUCCAAAGCCAAACAUCUUCAGAUGGUGAGCGGUAUCAAUCCCACCAUUUACUGGGUCAGCAAUCUCUGCUGGGAUAUGGUUAACUACAUGAUCCCAGCCAUCCUGACCAUUGUCAUCUUCCUUGCAUUCAGGAUGACAGCUUUCACCGGCGGUGAUAGCUUACCAACCAUCAUACUUCUCUUGUUCCUAUAUGGCUGGGCCAUCACUCCCAUGACCUACCCGGCAGCGUUUGUAUUCAAGGUGCCCAGUACUGCAUAUCUUUCCAUGGCGUGCGGUAACAUGUUAGUAGGCAUCACCACUGUCACCUCCACGUACAUUCUAGAUUACCUAGGCACAGACGAUCAAUAUCUGCAUAACGUUAAUGAGGUUCUGAAAAGGGUAUUCCUGCUCUUCCCUCCGUACUGUCUUGGGCGUGGCUUGAUGGACAUGGCGUCCAAUGAACUGAAGGCUCAGGUUCUCAGCGAAUACACAGAUUACACAGCCCCCGAUCCAUUCCAGUGGGAUCAACUUGGAAAGAGUCUCUUUGCUCUCUUUAUUGAGGGCUUUGUUUUCUUCAUCCUGACUCUCCUCAUUGAAUAUAGAUUCUUCAUCACACCCAGGCAAGUUCAUCCUCCACCAAGCUUGUCUGAGCAAGAAGAUGACGAUGUUCAAAGAGAGAGGCAGAGGGUACUGACUGGAAGGGCCAUGAAUGAUGUCAUCCGCAUUGAAAACCUUACCAAAGUUUACAGGACUAGCAGAGGCCCUAUGACAGCAGUUGAUAAAAUGUGUGUGGGCAUUCCAAAAGGAGAGUGCUUUGGUCUGCUUGGCGUAAAUGGAGCUGGCAAGACAACCACUUUCAAGAUGCUUACGGGGGACACCAGCGUGACCAGCGGGACCGCUCACAUCAAUACCUUCAGUAUCCUGGAUUCUAUGCAGGAUGUGAACAGGUCCAUGGGCUAUUGUCCUCAGUUCGAUGCACUGGAUGACCUCCUGACCGGUCAAGAGCAUCUGGAGUUCUACGCCAGGGUGAGAGGAGUCGUAGAGGAGGAGGUACCAAAGGUCGCUGAUUGGGGUAUCCGCAAGCUAGGUCUGACAGAGUACAGAGAUCGGUCGGCAGGGACGUACAGCGGAGGCAACAAGAGAAAGCUCUCUACUGCUAUCGCUCUCAUUGGAAACCCACCUGUUGUAUUCCUGGAUGAGCCAACCACAGGGAUGGAUCCCAAGUCAAGGAGAUUCCUGUGGAACUGUAUAACAAGCAUCGUCAAGGAAGGAAGAUCAGUGGUCCUUACUUCACACAGUAUGGAGGAAUGUGAAGCCCUAUGUACCCGGCUAGCCAUCAUGGUCAAUGGCAAAUUCAAAUGUCUGGGGAGCACACAGCAUCUCAAAAAUAAAUUUGGUGAUGGUUACACCCUGACCAUACGGCUAGGAGGUGACGUCCCGCAGACUGCUGCCCUCGCUGACUUCAUGGAUGUGGAGUUUCCGAGCGCUUCCCUACGAGAGCAGCACUUCAACAUGCUAGAGUUCCAGCUGUCGUCCGCAGACACCAUCCUCUCCAAAGUCUUCCAAUACCUCGAGGAUAAGAGAUCGAGGUUUAAUAUUGAAGACUACUCGGUCAGCCAGACCACGCUAGAUCAGGUAUUCAUUAACUUUGCCAGUCAACAGAGGACUGGAGAUGAGACUACUGUCGAGUUGACUCUGUUCCCACCGUCGGCUAAUAACGUCCAGGCCAACAAUAGAGUCGCCCUCUCUACGGAUGGAGCAUCCGCCCGUUACAUUCCUACACCCCACGAACUGACAAGUAUCAACAGCAACGAUGUCCCUCUACAGCCAAAGAACACCAAUAUGAGACAUCAAAGACAACGCAGCGGCCAGCUCGACAAGGUCACAGUCAAUUCCCUCUUCGCUGCCCCGCCUCCUCAACCUAUGGCUGCCUCGUCGCCCAUAGCAACGGCACAUCCGCAGAACACCAAUAAGAUUAUGACGCAAUACGCGGGCUACAGCAAUCCCAUUUACGACGGCAAUGGCCCACCGACGGAACCGGUCGUCAGUUUCACGUCGACUGACUCCGGUGUGACUCCAGAGGGCGGGCUCCAGAUGGACGAAAUUGAUUUAUCAUCUCAGUGUUGAAAUAUAUUGACUUAUUUAAAGCUUUCUCGCCUUGACAUUCUGAACACUCGACAGUGUGUGACUCUGUACUACUAUUGAAUUCAUAUUGACUUUCAUGGCACCGAGUUUGCCCUUUCAGCAAGAAUCUGAUUUUAUUCAACUGCGUCACAGAGAUGAUGCCAUUUUGACUUUCCGCUUUGAAAAUGGUUUAUGCUUUCUACUUCCGGUACACAGACAUGAGACACGUAGCCAGUUAUAUGAUUUUUAUAUACAUGUACAUCAUUUUUCUUCAAGAACCUUUUACUUUAUAUUUUUAUAUCACUAGGGGCCCGUAACCCAAAGCUCAGCAAUGAUCGUAGAACAUUUUUCUACGAUUGAUUCCAUUGACUACAAUGUACAAUCAAUCGUGAAAAUUGAGUGUACGAUUAAUCGCUAACCUUUGUGUUACGGGGCCUAGGACUACCAUUUUACCGUCUUUACUACAAAUGUUCUUUUUCCUGAAAAUACUUGAUCGUAAUGUGCAAAUCCAUGACAAUAUUAUAUCCUAUCUAAAAUCAUCCUGCUUGUAUGUGCAGCAGAGGAAUAUAGCAUAGAUAACAUGACAAAUGAGGUACUCGGUGAAAUGUAUGUUGAUCACUAAACCUUUGAAGUUUAACCAAUGUUUUUUAUAUUGUCCCUUGAAGUCAGCAUUAACAUCAUUUACUAUAUACUUCUUUCUGCAUUAUGAUGACAAUAUUCAGCUGUAUUCAUUUAUGAUUAGAUGUAUGUAUGAUUUGAUUAAGAUUUUUACAGGUGGAAUAAGAAGUCAGAGCUAACAUUGCUGUAUGCUGCGUUCAUGAGAGCCUGGAACUGCUGCAUGCAGAUGGAAAAUCUGUGCAAUUCAUUACAAAUGUCUUGGUAGGACAUUAUUUGACCAUUUCCAUAGCUCCUAAUCAUUGAGGGAUGUAAAUAAGUUUUCUGGACCAAAUUGAUUUUCUAUUUCCCAUUCCAGACUGAACACACUUGUUCCAUUUUCAGUGGUAAGAUAUCCUGUUCAAUUCAUC
Messenger RNA from Lytechinus pictus (painted urchin), 9049 nucleotides. Its product is annotated as phospholipid-transporting ATPase ABCA1-like. Gene Ontology annotation, molecular function: ATP binding; ABC-type transporter activity; lipid carrier activity. Gene Ontology annotation, cellular component: membrane; intracellular membrane-bounded organelle. The record is from RefSeq and is a predicted model, not a curated record. Gene Ontology annotation, biological process: lipid transport; transmembrane transport. NCBI's taxonomy places the organism in Eukaryota, Metazoa, Echinodermata, Echinoidea, Temnopleuroida, Toxopneustidae. The transcript has 51 exons. Bases 111 to 8027 code for a protein of 2638 amino acids.